Laccaria bicolor S238N-H82 is the source of this 2301-nucleotide messenger RNA. RefSeq lists its product as uncharacterized. The coding region runs from base 1 to 2301 and encodes 766 amino acids. The transcript has 7 exons. The record is from RefSeq and is a predicted model, not a curated record. Lineage: Eukaryota; Fungi; Basidiomycota; Agaricomycetes; Agaricales; Hydnangiaceae.
AUGUCCACUGCUGAACUUGCUCAAGCCACUCAACAGGCCCAUACCCUCACUCCCAGGUUCUUGGAGGAUGUUAGGGUGGCCACCUCCACACUUUUGAACUUUUACAACCACCACAGGGAAGGUCUUCUGGCCCACCAAUGGACGGUGGAAGAGGAUGCAUAUGGGAAAGCUGCAAAAUCAACUGAUCCUGUGCCAGCGGCUGAAACAAAGUCCAAGAGUAAGACAAAGUCUGGGCGAAGGAAACCCAAGGCCGGGUCCAGCGCCCAGCCACAAUCAGAGGUGACUCCUAACGACACCGCUGCCCCAGUCCAAAGCAAAAAAAGAAAAGGGGACUCGAUUGAAGCCAGGCCAAAGAAGACCAGAGUCAUGAGUGCGGAGUUCAUCAACAGCAGCAGUGAUGAGGAAACAUUGAAGCCGAAGUCGGAGUCACUUCGACCAGUUGGUGGGGAAGCAAAGGCAGUUAAACCUAAGUCCCAGCCCCAUUUCUCCCACAUGACACCCAGUGCCGGUCUCAGUCUCAUCCAAAGGCCCAAGUUAGACCCCAACGCUGGUCCUCCCAAGACCGCCAUGGCCGCUUUAAGGCAAGCCAAAACUGCCGAACAUCUUGCAAAUCAGAAUGCCAUGAUUGCGAAAGGCAAUUAUCAGCUCACGACUAUACCCUGUAAGACGACCUGCACAUAUGCAGUAACCAAGAAAAAGGACACUGACAGUGAGGUCGAAGACGAGAUCCAAAAGGGGUUGCAGGAUCUUGAAACGGCCACAGUCUCUGGGGGAGAUGCCCAAGUGAAGAUCGUGAGGAAGAAAGCGAGGUCAAAGAAGCCGCAGGUGAAGAAGGUGAAGCUGGAUGUCAAAGAGAAGGGCAAGCAGGAUGUUGAAAUGGCCACAGUUGGGCAUGAUGCGGAGCAUGUGAUUGACAUGGACAUGGAGGUUGGUCUGACAAUGGGAAAGGGGAAGUCCGAGGGUGGUAUCGACAUAGAGAUGGCGGAAGUCAAACAUGAGGAAACCGAGGUCAGUGCCAUUCCAAAAGCUGACAAAGACGUGGGCCAGGUGACUCCCACCAUAAUCAUUGAGCCACCCACACCACACACAUCAGCGAUUUUCAAGAGCACUGAGACUGAGGUCAGUACCAACACUGACAAAGGAAAGGGCUGGGAGAUUGGGCCACCAGCCAGUGAGAUGGAGUGGAUCGUGCCCGAGUUAACAAUGUGGCCAGAAUUGGGCUUGGCUGUCAAUUAUAUGCAACAAAGCUUUACACCCCCACCUGUCGAGUGCAUGUCCUGGCCAGAAGUCAGCGUCAUGGAGUCGUCUACCCCUACUAUGCGAGAGUAUUCGGCAUUUGUGGUCCAAAAACAAGAUAUUGAUGCAAGUGCCCUUCUCCCCCCGGUGGUUGACUCACCCGUGACCCUUUCACAACGUCUUUUGGUGCUCAAAGAGAUUACCCGGUUUAUUCAAGAUCAAGAUUUGACUAGCCGUCCUCUCUCGGAGAAAAUUGCAAGUCUGGAGACCUCUGUUUGGUUUCAGAAAGAAAAAAUCACCAGAGCGACUCGCCGGAUGGACCAUAUUGAAGAGUCUGCCCACAUGUGUUGGAAGGAAACACAAGAAGAUCUGCAGUCCAUCCGAAGUGAUCACCAGAGACUGGAAGCCGAGGUGAGGGAAGCCGUCAAGACACUGGAGAACAAGUGGGAGACUACGCCAGCUGCGUUACAAGAGAGUCUCACCCAGGGCUUUGAGAAACUCACAAGCCGCAUCAAAACUGCCAAGGUAACACUCCAUGACCUUACCAAAUCAGUCACCACAAUUUUGGAGCUCAACCUGUGGCUCGGUGCUCACCAAUCAAGUCUGGAAUCGCUUAUUAUCCAGUUCCUUGGCAACAAGGAGAAGAAGCACACUGGCAUCAAUACCGAUCACUCAGUCUUACCUGACCGUGGUCAGAAAACCCAGCAGGCACAAGUCUCCCUGACCCCAGGCAUCGUUCUGCCAAACCCAGUUCCAACUGAUCACGCACAAGUCUCUCUGACCCCGGCCGUCAUUCUGCCUCCAGCAUCUGAGAGCCCAGCAGUCCUUCUGUUGGCGCCAAACCCAAUUCCUCCAACCUGGGCAAGUUCACCUGGUCCUUACAUUGGGGGUAAUAGGAAGUCACCUUGGCUACAGAAACUCGAAGCCAUACUUCAAACCCCCGCACAGACCGAGUGCGGUUGUUUGAGCCAGACCCGUUCCAACAUGGCUUCUUGGGAAGUCAUGGACCCAGUAAACUGCAUGACCGAAUACUGGACCAUGACCGGAAAAGAAAAGCCGAGGUAA